This is a messenger RNA of Penicillium daleae, 588 nucleotides long. Its product is annotated as anthrone oxygenase family protein. NCBI's taxonomy places the organism in Eukaryota, Fungi, Ascomycota, Eurotiomycetes, Eurotiales, Aspergillaceae. The transcript has 2 exons. The coding region runs from base 1 to 588 and encodes 195 amino acids. The record is from RefSeq and is a predicted model, not a curated record.
AUGACGUCCAUUAUGAUCGCCCAGGCGAUCGGGACGCUGGGGCGGCAUCAUGACCCUCUCCAUAAUGAACAUCCCCAACCUGGUUCUCCCUGCACGCCGCCCGCUAGGCGCAACGAUUCCCACGAACGAUGCCCCCGGUACACCAACCCCCACAUAACGCACCAGUGGCUCGAUGUCUACGAGCGCGGGAAGAGAAUUUUUCCCCCAAUCGCAAUUGUAUCUUCUCUCGCCAACGGGUAUCUUGCCUGGGUCCUACGCGAUACCCCGGCUCCGACGGCGACCGGGCAAUCCUGGACGAGCUUCUACGUCACCGCGAUCGUGGUCACGCUGGGUUUGGUGCCCUGGACGCUGACGGCGAUGAAGGAUACGAAUGACCGGCUACGAGCGCAUGCAACGCGCGACGAUAAGGCGAUGGCGGAGGGGACGGAAGGGAUGGUGUUGAGUGCGGCGGAAAAGUUCCGUCGCGCGAAGCAGGAUGACGAGGUCCCUGGGUUAUUGUGGAAAUGGGCAGAGUUGAACUUUUGCCGGGCUUUGUUUCCGUUGACCGGGGCUGCUAUUGGAGUUUGUGGGGUUGUGUGGAUAAGGUAG